Schistosoma turkestanicum is the source of this 390-nucleotide messenger RNA. Lineage: Eukaryota; Metazoa; Platyhelminthes; Trematoda; Strigeidida; Schistosomatidae. The record is from the annotation of a GenBank genome assembly.
AUGGAUCGCCAUCAACUAGAUCCAGAGAGUACCGACCUAGACAAACUUAAAUCUGUUCUUAGGCAAGCUUUGGGAUUAGAUCCAAAUUUACCAAAUUUCUGUGUUACAAUGGAUAUGGAGCAGCAAAAUCGAUUAUCAUCGCUUACAAUAGAAACACUUAUAGAACAAGAAGAGAUUGACUUACAUCCAUAUGGAAGAGGUGGGAUUUAUGAAGGCAUUUUGUACAAAAAUAGACCGAAAGAAAAAAUCAACAUUGUUUUAGCGUUUGUUUGGAUCAUUUUUGUCAUUUCAAUUAUUUUGAUGGCGGGAACUAUUGUCACUGUUGCAGUAACAAAUGGUCAAGAGUUUAAGACUGAAGGAAAAAUUCAAAACUAUGCAAAGUUAUGGUAG